UCUGCACCAUGAUUUAUUGAUUUAAGUAUAAAAUUCACUACUAAAUUCACAAAACUCAACUCCAAUCAGAUCUCCAUCUCUUCUAAUUCCAUCCAAACAAUCAGUAGUUCUGAUAUCAUAAAACAACUGGGUUCUGCUCUUUAGAGCAUUACCAUUUAUACCAUAAUCAUGGGGUGCUCGUUUUCUGGACUGAACGCCCUAUAUGAUGCCGUGAAUGGUGGGUCUGAUGUUUGGAUCAACGACAACCGUUUUAAGGUUGUCCGACAGCUCGGCGAAGGUGGUUUUGCAUACGUUUUCCUUGUCAAAGAGGUCAUCACCGAUGCCACUGCCGGUGCCGGUGUUUCCAAGAAUUUUAAAGACCCAUCUCAUAUCGCCGAGGAUGGAACUUAUGCAAUGAAGAAAGUUUUGAUUCAGAAUAAUGACCAGUUGGAGUUGGUGAAGGAAGAGAUCCGAGUAUCAUCUCUGUUUUGUCAUCGGAAUCUGUUGCCAUUGCUUGAUCAUGCUAUUGUUCCUGUAAAGGGCACACCAGAACAAACUUGGACGCAUGAAGCAUACCUGUUAUUUCCAGUACAUUUAGAUGGGACCUUGCUGGACAACACGACAACAAUGAAGUCAAGAAAGGAGUUCUUUUCUACAUCUGAUGUUCUUCAAAUUUUCAGACAGCUUUGUGCAGGGCUUGAGCACUUGCAUUCUCUUGAGCCUCCAUACGCUCAUAAUGAUGUCAAACCAGGAAAUGUACUUCUAACACAUCGUAAAGGACAACCUCCUCUGGCGAUACUAAUGGAUUUUGGAAGUGCUCGUCCUGCUAGAAGGCAAAUCCGCUCUCGAUCAGAGGCACUCCAACUGCAGGAGUGGGCAUCAGAACAUGUUUCAGCACCCUUUCGAGCUCCUGAAUUGUGGGACUGCCCCAGCCAAACAGACAUUGAUGAACGAACUGAUGUAUGGUCACUAGGAUGUACUCUGUUUGCCAUAAUGUAUGGUGCAUCUCCGUUUGAGUAUGCAUUAGGGGAAUCAGGAGGAAGCUUGCAAUUGGCAAUUUUAAAUGGACAGAUAAAGUGGCCAGCAGGUCCAAGACCACCUUAUCCAGAGGCUCUUCAUCAGUUUGUAUCAUGGAUGCUCCAGCCUCAAGCCACAGUUCGACCACGUAUAGAUGACAUCAUCAUUCAUGUCGAUAAGUUGAUAUCAAAGUUCUCUGUUUAAACCAUAGUUGAUUACUUAGUUUUUAGAUGACAGCUUAUAUAAAGCAUAUUGAGUGACCAUUGCCCUUAUUAUACAUGUGUUAUUGCUAGAUUAUAGAUAUUAAAUAGUUGUGAAUGUAUUGUUUCAAUUGGAAGGGGAAGUCUUGUGGUUUGUGAUUGUUAUUAUGAACAUAAAUAAUAGAGUUUUUUUUUUUUUUUUUUA
This is a messenger RNA of Erigeron canadensis, 1401 nucleotides long. Its product is annotated as serine/threonine-protein kinase 16-like. Bases 169 to 1200 code for a protein of 343 amino acids. Gene Ontology annotation, biological process: protein phosphorylation. Gene Ontology annotation, molecular function: protein serine/threonine kinase activity; ATP binding. The record is from RefSeq and is a predicted model, not a curated record. The transcript has 6 exons. Lineage: Eukaryota; Viridiplantae; Streptophyta; Magnoliopsida; Asterales; Asteraceae. Gene Ontology annotation, cellular component: cytoplasm.